CCUGGUGGGGAGCCCACCCAGAAGAUCUUUUAAAAUUGUAUCGAACAACCAUUCUUUCAGUGAUGGAAUAUGGUAGCUUCUGUUUCCAGUCAGCUGCCAAAUCUCACCUCAUCAAACUCGAGCGUAUCCAAUACCGUUGUCUCCGCAUCGCAAUGGGCUCUAUGCCCUCAACGCAAAACAUGAGUCUUGAAGUUUUGGCAGGAAUACUCCCUUUGAAAGAUCGAUACAAUCUACUAUCACUUCGGUUCCUCAUCAGGUGUGAGGUCAUGAACCCAUUGGUGAUCGUUAAUUUUGAAAGGUUACUUGAGCAAAAUUUUCGAACAAGAUUUAUGUCUGUAUACUAUGUCCUCAUGUCAAUGCAGGUAAACCCUUCUUCGUACUCUCCAACUCGUGUUUUCAGCCCACACUACGAUAAUUCUUCUGUCCAGUUUGAUUUGUCUAUGCAGCAGGAAAUUCGUGGAAUCCCGGAUUCGCAUCGCCCACUUCUGAUUCCAAGAAUUUUCGAAGCUAAAUAUAGACACGUCGAUGCUGACAAAAUGUACUUUACCGAUGGGUCUCUAAUUGAGGAAUCAACGGGAUUCGGAGUGUUCAACGAAACAACUAGCGCCUCUUAUAACCUCCAGUCUCCAUGCUCUGUGUAUAUAGCAGAGUUAGCUGCUAUUCACUGGGCCUUGGACAGCAUCGCCUCACGGCCUGUUGGGCACUACUACAUUGUAACGGAUAGUCUAAGCUCAGUUGACGCAAUACGAUCAAUACGACCGGGAAAGCACUCGCCGUUCUUCCUAGAGAAGAUACGGGAUACUUUGAGUGCUUUAACAAGACGUCGCUUUCCCAUUACCUUUGUUUGGGUUCCCUCUCAUUGCUCGAUAGUGGGCAAUGAGAAGGCAGACUCUCUGGCAAAGGUGGGGGCGACGGAAGGCGACACGUAUCCACGUGAAAUCGUCUUCAACGAAUUCUACUUCUUGGUACGAGGGAACUCUCUUGUCAACUGGCAGCGCAAAUGGGACGAGGAUGAGGAUGGUCGGUGGCUCCACUCGAUUAUCCCAAAGACGCGGUACUCUAUCGUUUUGACAUUGCUGGCAGCAAUUUGUGUAGUUGCGGCCAAGGUUACCAUGACAUCGAGCAUAUUGUUUGGUCGUGUGAGGUCCAUCUUGUCGCCAGAACGAAUUUAAUAGACUCCCUUAGGGCCCGAGG
Molecule: messenger RNA, 1194 nt
Organism: Uranotaenia lowii
Lineage: Eukaryota; Metazoa; Arthropoda; Insecta; Diptera; Culicidae
Exons: 2
Coding region: 63-1172 (369 amino acids)
Molecular function (GO): RNA-DNA hybrid ribonuclease activity; nucleic acid binding
Source: RefSeq, a predicted model, not a curated record